Molecule: messenger RNA, 1541 nt
Organism: Rhizophagus irregularis DAOM 181602=DAOM 197198
Lineage: Eukaryota; Fungi; Glomeromycota; Glomeromycetes; Glomerales; Glomeraceae
Biological process (GO): lipid metabolic process
Source: RefSeq, a predicted model, not a curated record
AUCAUACAUUAUAAUUACUUUGCAUUUUUUUGCAUUUUCUUCACAUACAAACAUAACUUAGAAAGCAUAAUCAUUAUAAUCAUUAGUAAUUUUUUUCAAUAUAUAAAAAUAGACAAAUAGCAAAUAGCAUCAAUAAAAUUACUAAAAUGUCAUUAGAUUCUCAAUCAAAAAUUUUUACAAAAUCAAAUCUGAUCUAUAUACCAUUGUCAAUAACAAUCGCUCAUACAUUAAAUUUCAUCAUUAAUUCACCUUUAUCAACAUGGAAAGAAUUUCCACCAAAAUUACCUAAUUCAGUUUAUUCUUCAGUAUUUUUUACCCCAAUAUUAUUAUUUAUAUCGCUUACAUUCGAACCAAUUCAAACAAGGAAACGUUUUUACACAUUAUUAUCCUUAGCACUUUUAGUUAUUUCAAUUCCAAUAAGUUACCGUGAAAAAGGUUAUCCUACUUCACUUCAAAAUAAUUUUGUAGCUAUUACUAUGUUUUUGGGUGUAAAAAUGUUAUUAUUCUUAAAAUUUAAUAGACUGUAUUUAGAUCAAAAAAAUUUGGAUCAAAAGAAAGAAUUUAAAUCAUACAUCUCAACAUUAUUCAAUUGGCGUUUUAAUUCUUAUAUAAUUCCUCCCGUAUCAAAAAAUUCAAAUGAAAAAGAAAAUCCCUUGAUUAUUAAAUCACCCACAACUUCACAAAUUAACAAAAAAUUAAUCAAUCGUUCAUUAAUUUUCAUUGCAAAAUACUUAAUUUUUGAAUUUUGUAUUUUUACACUUUUAAUUUCAGCCAAUUACAAAACAGAAAUUCCAAAAAAAGCUUAUCAAAUUCGUUUAAUAGAAUUUUUUACUAGUGGAAUUCCUCCUUUUACAAUUUCUUCAUUAAGAUUAUAUUUGAAUUUCCUUGGAGUAAUAUAUUUAUGGCUUUCAUUAAAUUAUGAUAUUAUUACUAUCAUUGCUGCGAUCGUCCUUCGUUUCAUCUUUCAUUUCACAUCAGAGAAAAAUGAUCGCAAAUCUAUUUUAAUUCAAUAUGGUAUCCUUACUCCUUCUGUUUAUGUUUCUAUAAAAGAAUGGCUUAUUACAUUCCUAUUUAACACUAAACAUUUAUUUAGUGUACCAUUUAUUUCAUCAAGUCCUCGUGAUUUUUGGUCUACUCGUUGGCAAUUAUUGCUUAAUGAAAGUUUUAAAGAAUUAGGUUAUUUACCUGUUAAAAAUUUAUUUAUACCAAUAUUUUCAAGGAAAAUUUCAAAUAUUAUGGGUGUAUUAGGUGCUUUUGGUGUUAGUGCUUUAUUACAUGAAUAUAUUAUAAUUGCAAAUUUUAAUAUUUGGACAGGUGAACAAUUCUUUUUCUUUAUGGCUCAUGGUGUAAUAUUUAUCUUAUGGGAAGCUAUAUUUAAUAGUAAAAAUAAGGAUAUGAUUAUUGAAAAAUUUUUAAAAUGGUUUUUAUUAUUAAUUAUUAAUUUGAUAUUACUUCCUGCACUUGUUGAACCUUCAAUAAGAAAUAUUAAUUUUUCUGAUAUUUCAACUAUUUCAAAACAUUUUCUUAAAGAUUAUAUGUAA